Messenger RNA from Fusarium fujikuroi IMI 58289, 1242 nucleotides. RefSeq names its product related to amidohydrolase AmhX. The record is from RefSeq and is a predicted model, not a curated record. The transcript is spliced from 3 exons. Bases 1 to 1242 code for a protein of 413 amino acids. Gene Ontology annotation, molecular function: dipeptidase activity. Lineage: Eukaryota; Fungi; Ascomycota; Sordariomycetes; Hypocreales; Nectriaceae.
AUGACGCUUCUAUCAAAGCCAAGCAUCUCAAUGGAAGAUGUACGAAACACCAUCGACACUUACAUCAAGGGCCUUUCAGAUGAUCUCUAUAUUCUGAACAAGCAGAUCCACGACGAACCAGAAAUCGCUUUCCAAGAAUUCAAAGCUCAAACUCAUAUUUCCGAUUUCCUUGAACGACAAGGCCACGCCGUUCAACGAGGCGCUUAUAACCUACCUACAUCCCUCGAGUCUAUAUACGGCUCCAAAGGCCGAUGCGUCAACUUUAACGCGGAGUAUGAUGCCCUUCCCGGCCUUGGACAUGCUUGUGGUCACAACUUGAUCGCUACAGCUAGCAUUGCUGCAUAUCUCGCUUUGACACAUACUUUGAAUAAGUAUGGCGUUGACGGGAGAGCGCAGUUACUUGGUACGCCUGCUGAGGAGGAUGGCGGAGGGAAGAUUCUGCUCCUUAAUGCCGGGGCUUACGAGAAAGCUGACCUAUCUUUGAUGAUUCACCCUUUCGUAGAAGAUCAAUUCCGUCCAAAUGGUACAAUUGGAUCAGCUGGCCAAAGCAGCAUCGCAAUAGUCGACUUAAUCGCCGAAUUUCGCGGCACUAGCGCUCACGCCUCCGGAAACCCAUGGGAUGGAAUCAACGCUCUUGACGCCCUGGUAGCUUCAUACAACAAUAUCUCAAUGCUACGACAGCAGAUAAAGCCAGAUGAGCGUAUCCAUGGAUGCAUUCUCCAGGCGCCGAAGAUCACAAAUGCGAUACCAGAGUAUACAAAGGUCAAGUUCUCAAUCCGAAGUCCAAAGAUGAAUUCUUUGAAGAAACUAACCCAGCGGGUGCGGAAAUGUCUUGAGGCAGGAGGGCUGGCUACGGGCUGCGAGGUUGAGAUCACGGAAGAUUUGGCGUAUGCUGACCUCUGGGUGAACAAUCCUCUCUGUUCCCUAUUCAAGGGCCACAUGGAGAGCCUUGGUAUUUCGUUAUCACAAGGUAGUCAACAAGAGAACAUAGGCGGGUCGACUGAUAUGGGGAACGUCAGUCAAGCUAUCCCUGGCCUGCAUGGGAUUAUCGGGAUACAGGCACCACCGGGCACGUUUCCUCACAACCAUGCCUUUGCAGAAGCUGCUGGUACUAAGGAAGCAUAUUUGAGAAUCCUGGAGGCUGCGAAGGGUAUGGCUUUGACUGCGUGGUCUGCUAUUGUUGAUGAUAAGGUGUUUGCUGAGAUUCAGGAUCAUUUUGACAAAGAUGAGCAAGAUGGAUGA